This is a messenger RNA of Daucus carota subsp. sativus, 811 nucleotides long. RefSeq lists its product as uncharacterized. The record is from RefSeq and is a predicted model, not a curated record. NCBI's taxonomy places the organism in Eukaryota, Viridiplantae, Streptophyta, Magnoliopsida, Apiales, Apiaceae. Bases 54 to 566 code for a protein of 170 amino acids. The transcript has a single exon.
AGAUAUAAUAAACUGAACAUUUCUCCGAAUCAGAAUCACAAAGCCACACCUCAAUGUCUCCAAUCACCAUCCUCACUCUCUCCCUCCUCUCUUUCUCUCUCGUCUCUCUCCCUCCGCCGUCUCUCGCCGGAGAAUCCUCCAACGCCUACGACCUCCUCGAAUCCUACAAUUUCCCGGCAGGCCUUCUCCCAGUAGGCGUCCAGGGCUACGAUCUUGACCAAUCCACCGGUAAAUUCAGUCUUUACUUAAAUGGUUCCUGUAGUUUCUCAGCUGAAGGAUCGUAUCAGCUUAAAUAUAAGUCCACCAUUAGCGGAAAGAUUGCGAAAAAUAAGCUCACUAAUUUAAGCGGAAUUAGUGUAAAGAUACUGUUUUUAUGGCUUAAUAUUGUUGAGGUUGAUAGAAACGGUGAUGAAAUUGAGCUUUCUGUGGGGUUUGCUUCUGCUGUUUUUCCGGUGGGGAAUUUCGAUGAAUGCCCGCAAUGUGGGUGUGGGCUGGAUUGCGCUAAAGCCAGGAAUAAUGGGCUUUUGAGGAAGAUGAAAUUGAAUUCUUUUGUGCAAUCAAGUUAGGUGCUUUAUGUGAUUUACACUGCAUUUUAGGCUUUAGUAAACUGUUACUACAUUGUAUGUUGCUACGGACUAAGAAUUACGGGAAUUUGUCAAAAUGGAUUAAAAGGAUGUUUUUUUAUCUGAUGAUUCAUCUUGUAUUUCAGUGUUUAGUAUGUUUACAAAGAAUGUGAUCUAUGUGCAUUUGUCUGGUAUUGAUGAUGUAAGAUGUUUACAAGUUAUUGAAUAAAGGGUUUUAAAUCUAUGUA